UUUUAGUGAAUAUAGAAUGAAUCAACAAAAGGUUGAUGCCAUCCCCCCUUGUGUUUCUUCUUCCAACAACCAAAACAACAACAACCAAAAUCUUCCAACCGACAACCAAAACCUUCAAAAACCUCUAAAAAAUAAUUUUUCUAUUAAAAAUCAUUCCAAAUUAAUAUUAAAUUAUUUUAAUAAAUUUACUUCUUCCGCCAAAAUUUUAUUUUUAAAAAAUAAUAAAAAUAAUAAUUAUAAUUAUUAUUGUCAUCAACAACCAUCUACCCCCUUAAUUAAAAAUAAUUUUUUAAUUAAAAAUAAAUUAUUAUUUAAUUUUAAUUCUUCCCAAAUUCUUUCUUUUAAUUUCCUAAAAUUUUUAUUUAUAUUUUUGUUAAUCCAAUUUUUAUUUUUAAAAACUACCACAACUACUUUAAUCGACUCUAAUCGGUGCACUCGAAAUUCGAUUAAUUUGGGAAAUAUUAUUGAACAAAUUUUGAGGGAUUAUGAUACUCAUCUUUUACCUGAAGCUGAAGGUGUUAAUGUUACUAUAGAAUUACAUGUACAGGGUGUUUCAAAAAUAUCAGAAAUUACAGCUGAUUUUGAACUCGAUUUAAUGUACAGCGAAAUAUGGAUGGAUCCUCGUUUAAGUUUUAAACACUUAAAUGUCUGCACUACGAAUAUUACCCUAAAAAGCGAUUUUCGCGCGAGGGUAUGGACGCCAGACACUUGCAUAAUUAAUUCGAGAGGUUCAUCAAUACAUCGAAGUCCUUCCGAAAAUACUUUUGUGAUAUUAUACGAGCAUGGACUUGUUUGGUCUAAUUUUAGGUCCUUUAAUUACUAA
Molecule: messenger RNA, 823 nt
Organism: Meloidogyne enterolobii
Lineage: Eukaryota; Metazoa; Nematoda; Chromadorea; Rhabditida; Meloidogynidae
Source: the annotation of a GenBank genome assembly